AUGCAUCAGGAAGUACUACAAGAAAUGGAGCAGAUGCAACAAGCCCGAGAAAACGAGAUAGCAGACUGCCGUGCAAAGAUGAAUAAGGCUUUUGACCGAGAGAUGGAUAGGAUUCAAGCAGAGAGGGAGGAGAUAGAGAAGGAAAAGAGUGAUAUUGCGCUUGGCCAGGAUUUCUUGGAAAAGAAUGAAGCCGAGCUAUUGGAGCAUAUGGAAGAGGAGACCAAGACCGAGCAGGAGGAAAUGAAUGAUUUGAUUGUGAAGCAAAAUGCUACCCGGGCCGAGAUUCAAGAGUUGACACAGAAGCUGGAGCUGCUGAACAGUAAAGACAAAGAACUGACUCGCAAUAUUAAUAUGCUUCAAAAAAAGAUCAAUGCAAUUGUUAAACAAUUUGACGAUAAAGCCAGUGAGGCUUCACGCGAAAAACGAGAACUGGAGCGUCGGCAAUUAUAUAUUCAGCGAAGGACACAGGAUCUCGAACGUCAAGAAGCUGGCGUCCAAAAGACAGCCCAUCAAGCCGAAGCUGCUCAGAAGGAGGUUCAGGAAGAAAUUAAAAAUAUUAUCUUGCAGCGAGACCGUCUUGAGCAGGUGAGAAAGCUCUUUGAGGUAGAGCGAGUUACCUUACAAAAACUGCGUCUGGAGGAAGAGGCUUUCCGAGAGAAGGAGGCUGGCUGGAAUAUGCGGGCCUCUAGUUUAAUGGAGGAAUUGAAGGGGCAUGAAGCAAAGAUUGAGGCACUAACGAGCCGGAGUUCUGCAGACCAGAAAGCGAUCUCUGAUCUGCAACUAGCCCUGGAAGCAACGCAAAAACGCAUGGGAACGAUAGAGUCGCUCAAGGCGCUAUCAGUCCAACGUCGCGAUUUUAAGCAGGCCUCACGGUGCUCGAGUGAACUUGCGAAAUGCCGGGACACAAUUGGACAGCAACAGGCAGAGCUAGAAAAACUGACAAUUAGGAUCAGUGAGCCUGGUGUACAAGAACAACUUGAAGCAUUGCGGCAAGAGUACGAGAAGGCAAGGACGCAUGCGAGGAAUGAGGAAUCUAAUUUGUCUAAAGAGAUCCAAGAGGCGACAGCUGAUAUUCUUUCCAGGCUGGAUGCAUUCGCUACAGUCUCAUCCACCGCUGGUUCAGAGGAUAAACAGCUCAAAAAGGAUGGAGAUGUUGUUGCAACAACGGACGGUUGUAAUAGUGCAGAACACUCUACUGCUGCCGCUGACCCAAGGGUGGCGGCUCCUGCGGCGAUGGGUCAACUUUCUCAGUUGGUUCUUGAUGAAUUGCGACGUGAGAUCAAAGAUCUGCAAGAACUAUCGCGGAUACGGUUUGGGCGAGAAGAAGUAGUAUUAGUAUCUGCUUUUUUAGUGCAACCAGCGAAUCAUCCGACAACAUCAACCGACACGCCAGAAGAGAAUAGCGCCGCUAGUACUGCUGUAACGGCUGUAAUAGAAAACACUGAAACUAAAAAGCUUGCACUUGAACGCGACAUUCAAGCCGCAGUUGCCGAAGAAAGUUACGAAGCGGCAGCGGAGCUACAGGCACAGCUUGAUGCUCUGUAA
Molecule: messenger RNA, 1545 nt
Organism: Lobosporangium transversale
Lineage: Eukaryota; Fungi; Mortierellomycota; Mortierellomycetes; Mortierellales; Mortierellaceae
Exons: 3
Coding region: 1-1545 (514 amino acids)
Biological process (GO): cilium assembly
Cellular component (GO): centrosome; microtubule; mitochondrion
Source: RefSeq, a predicted model, not a curated record